Pterocles gutturalis (yellow-throated sandgrouse) is the source of this 251-nucleotide messenger RNA. RefSeq names its product nuclear pore glycoprotein p62-like. The record is from RefSeq and is a predicted model, not a curated record. Gene Ontology annotation, biological process: RNA export from nucleus; protein import into nucleus. Gene Ontology annotation, cellular component: nuclear pore central transport channel; nuclear pore. The transcript has 2 exons. The annotation marks the transcript as partial. NCBI's taxonomy places the organism in Eukaryota, Metazoa, Chordata, Aves, Pterocliformes, Pteroclidae. Gene Ontology annotation, molecular function: phospholipid binding; structural constituent of nuclear pore.
GCACUACUUCUGCUCCUGGCUUUGCUUUGAACCUUAAGCCAUUAACUACAGCUGGUGCCAUUGGAGCUGUGACUUCUACCGCUGCCCUCACCACAACAGCCCCCAGUGGGCCUCCAGUGAUGACUUAUGCCCAGCUGGAGAGUUUGAUAAACAAGUGGAGUCUAGAACUGGAAGACCAGGAGAAACACUUUCUCCAUCAAGCUACACAAGUUAAUGCCUGGGAUCGGAUGCUGAUAGAGAAUGGAGAGAAG